AUGUCUGCCCAUCCCAUCUCUCCCCCUCCUGUCCCCGUAUCUCCCCCAUCGACACUCGUCCGCCGCCAUCAUACCAUCUCUGCAUCUUCCCGUACAGCUCGUGCAGGCGCACGGGCCACAAUCUCAGAGGAGUCCCAGGACCAGCAGCUCUGGAACGACGACGAACCAGUCGAUGAAGACUGGGUCGGCGGUGUAGGCGCUGUCGGUGAGAAGACUUCUUUGCACAGGCAGAGCUCUCUCCCGACGCGCUACAAUCGGGCCUUUCACGGUCAAAGCUCAAGACAAGCUGGCAAUCUAACUCCGAGGAAUAUGAAUAGUUUAUCCGCCAUCGCCGGCCAUGAUGGCGACGAAGAGGACUGGGAACAGGAUAUGAGGGGUUUUCAAAACGAGGACGAGCUAUACUUGUCCAAGGGCGCCCACCCAUCCCUGUCAUCUUCGGUGCUCACGCUUUUUUCUCUCCAGCACGACAUGUCCAACCCCGACGUCGCACAGCAUCAGCAAGUCUUAGAUGCCCAAUCUCAGUCAUCUAACGGUAAUCCUUCCCCUCUUUCCCCACAUUUCGUUCCUGGUCAUGUUCCUUCUCCUCCCCCUGCUGCUUCGGGAGUCCGACGACACCAGAGUUUGACAUAUGGAGCUGCAGGUGGUGGUGUGAGACAAAUGACCUCCUCAUCCGGUCUCAAGCGUGCUGGCACCCUUCAAGCGCAGGUUCGACACUCUAAUGUAGGACACAGCCCCAGUCCACCUCACCCAGAAGAAGAAUAUGCAGAAGAAGAGUUAGUGAACCCCUACGAAGACGAAUCGUACUUCACUCCUCGUUCCCCUCCGCCCAACCAGCAGUAUCAAGGGCAAACUCAAUAUCCCACUAGCCCGUUGGGACGUGGGUCUCCCUGGAACACCCCUGGUAGCAACGAAUGGCGAACGCCGGGAGGCUCCAGCUUCUCGACCACCAGUUCCAACGGAGGUAACAAUGCGAAUGCCAUCGAUGACGUCCAGCGAGCUCUCUCCGCCCUAGAGCUCAGCAGCGCAAACCAAAUGUACAACAAUAACAAUAAUAACAACAAUAACAAUAACAACAGCGCUUUCUCCGGAGGCCAAUCCAACCACCCGCCCAGGUUCAACCCCAAUCAUCCCCCGCCCUCUCUCGCUCCCGCACGUGGUCAUCAUGGCGGAAAUAAUGGCGGCCAUAACGGGCAAUCUUCGCGCAAGUUGCAACUGGUGACUGACUUUGAUGGGCGUAAGACGCCUGUCGGUCAGAGUGGCCCAGGCCCCGUCAGUGCUUCUGCGUAUAAUCCUCCCCCGGGCACAGCUCAGCAGCAGCGAGGCGGCGCUGGCGUCAUCAACGACGCUAACGACCGUGCUCUCACAGCUGCUGGCACCACAUCGUGGGACCAAAAAGAAAAACUGCUUGGUCAGCGCACGUCCAAUCCUAACUUGAAUUACGGGUACAACCAAGGGCAGAAGGGAAAUGUUCCUAAUGUUCCCCCCAUUCCUGCACAAUAUCUUAACCAGCAGGGUGGCUCUCAGGCCCCGAGAUUGGGUUCUUCUUUCAACCAAGGGCAGGCGCAAGCUAGUGGAAACGAUGGACCUUCCCAGUCACUUCAAGGGUUUAUCAGCUCACCGAUUGAUGUGCCUUCCCUUAUCGCUGCAAAAGGUUAUAAUCCGACCAGCUUCGAUGUUCGCCCCACAUUCGCACGAUACUUCGUGAUAAAAUCAUAUACUGAGGACGAUGUGCACAAAUCGCUGAAAUAUGAAAUCUGGAGCUCUACUGAUCCUGGAAACAAGAGGCUUGAUAAGGCAUUCAAAGAAUGCGCCGGGCGGGGACCGAUAUACUUGUUUUUCAGUGUCAAUGCAAGCGGUCAUUUCUGCGGUAUGGCGGAGAUGCUUACUCCUGUCGAUUAUACUCGCAGCAGUACAGUCUGGGCUUCUGACAAAUGGAAGGGAGUGUUUAAAGUACGAUGGAUUUUCGUACGGGAUAUCCCCAAUGCCAAUCUGCGGCAUAUUCGGUUAAACAACACGCAAGAGCGUAAACCCGUCACUAACUCACGAGAUACGCAAGAGCUUUUGCCUGAAGCUGGUCAAGAAAUGUUGCGCAUUUUCCACACCCAUCCUGCUAGGACAUCUCUUUUGCAAGACUUUGCAUUCUAUGAGUUACAAGCGAUGCAAAAGAUGCAGGUUCAACAACAAUCACCUCCUAUGAACGACAUAGGUUCUCAGUCUCCACCACCUCCACAAUCGCUUUCCCCGGGUUCUCAAGCGCAGCAGGGCAUGUUCAAUAUGGCAAACCCUAACCCAAUGUUUGGAACCAUGUCUCCUGCCAUGAUGCAGAUGCAAAUGCAGAUGGGCAUGAUGGGCACGCCGUUCGGGCUCCCGCAAACGCAGGCGAUGCACCAGAGUGUCAUGCGGCAUCCGAGUCCUGGGCCUAAUCAGAACGGACAGUUCAUGAACAUGGGAGGAGUGCAGUUCUAAAGAAAUAGUGCUUCCCCGCAGCGUGUCAUAGGCUGCGCAGCGGAGAAAGUCUGUUCUUUCUUCGCUGUUGAACGCCCAAUUAUAAAUUCGGACGAUCGGACGAAGAUGUACAAAAAUAAACCCUGAAGAUGUGGAUUCAUCGGAUGAAAAUUUGUUCGAUUCGUCGUAUUAUGCCUUUUUCUCCUUUUUUCAAAUUUGUGUGUCCAUCUAAUGUUGUAUAAUUCUUUCAACUCAGAUCAGUUUUUCUUUCCUGUUUUGCUCACGAUUUUCACGCCUUAACCCAUGUAAUUCAUUUCUCCUUUUCAUCACUUUGCCACUUCUAUUCCUGUCGAUUUUCCUACCUUACAAUCUUGUUGGUUUACUAGGAAUCUUUGUUCUACAUUGCAGCUUGUACAACGGCCAUGGACAUGGGACACUAAAAUGGACGUGGAAUCCCGCUUGUUCGCUAGCUUGUAAUUGUUUUCGGAUAUCUGCCAUAGUAUGCUACGAGUUAUCUGGCUUUUUCUUUUUGAUUGAACGACUAGAUGUAGUUUCUUAUCCAUGUCAUAAAUAUAUACGUUUUCGAGAAAAGUGGUAUCUGUGAUAGGUUGAAAGGCGUAAAAGGUCUGCGAAAGACCUAUAAAAGGAGUACCCAUCAUUACAUUAGCUAGGUAUGUAAGAUGAUCAAAUGCAGGGAGCGAAUCUUCAUAGCGCGGGCGCUAUGAUAUCGAUGAACUACUGUAAAGCUAAAAUGAAAUUAAGAACGCGGGCGGGGGCAUAAUGUCCAUUGCGAAUGCGAGAAAGAAGAAAAAAAGGGGGGGGGGAGGCGAUCAUCAUCAAAAAGUCGUGGCAAGCUUAAACCUUCUCGGUUGGGAUUUCCGAACGCGCAGGGACGAGUCCUGGUGUAGCGAAUAGGACUACGACGAGGAACUCGGUGAGGGCGGAUAGGGGAUACCAGAUCACUUCUUUGUUCUGCUCCGUAGUGUUUUGCGAGGUCGCGGUAAAGAACGCUUCGCGAGCGAUGAGGAGAAUGGAGAUGAGUGCCAAGAUAUAGAUGCCAUAAACUGAUCCGAUAGACGGGUUCUCCGACUUGUAUCCACCAUCUGGAUUUCUGCACGAAUUAAGAGUACGGUCUGCAACAAGACGAGGAUGGCGAGCACUAAGAAGAUGUAGAUGGCGGCCUCGCGAAGGGUGUUACCGGUGUUGCGAGUGCUCACGCUAGUCGCGCUGCUAGAUUCUACGGCGCCUGUAAUUCCGAUUGCGACAGCUGCCGUGAGGAAG
Serpula lacrymans var. lacrymans S7.9 is the source of this 3726-nucleotide messenger RNA. RefSeq lists its product as uncharacterized. Gene Ontology annotation, molecular function: N6-methyladenosine-containing RNA reader activity; mRNA binding. The transcript is spliced from 9 exons. Gene Ontology annotation, cellular component: cytoplasm. Gene Ontology annotation, biological process: mRNA destabilization. Bases 1 to 2466 code for a protein of 821 amino acids. Lineage: Eukaryota; Fungi; Basidiomycota; Agaricomycetes; Boletales; Serpulaceae. The record is from RefSeq and is a predicted model, not a curated record.